Messenger RNA from Aureobasidium musti, 2658 nucleotides. The record is from the annotation of a GenBank genome assembly. NCBI's taxonomy places the organism in Eukaryota, Fungi, Ascomycota, Dothideomycetes, Dothideales, Saccotheciaceae.
AUGUCCAAUAUGAACAGGCCUACACCCCAGGCCAUUGACACUCAGUCUUCCAAUGCACUCAAGCGUGUAGGACACAAGCUUGUUAGCUUUUUGUCGCCGAAGAAGUCGAGUUUCUCUCCUACAAGUCCAGAAAAGACCCAGAAGCCGCUGCCUCCAUUUGAGCCCCAGAAAUUACUGGCAUCAGCGGCUGUACUUCCCGAAUUCACGCGAGAUGAGCCAUACAGGGAUCCAGACGAGCGCGACCUUCAUCUGAAAAGAGACGCAAGAGUGGAUACGAUCGAUGGUAUCAAUUACCUGUGGACAGACCUCUAUCUCGAAGGCAAAUCUGUGGGCCACUUUUAUUGCCGCCAGGAGCCGCGUCUAUACCCUGAAUGCUUCUUUCCAGGCAUGAUCAUCUGGGUAACACAUAGUGUGUUCCAAAACAAUCGUAAUGCUGUACCUGGAGAUCCGCUCAUUGCUAUAACCAAACAGGCACCGUUGUAUGCAAAGAUGCGACCAAUGAUAGUGCUGUAUCCUACGGUCAGCGGGCUCUGCUGCGCACCCAUGUUCAGUCUCAACAGGAGAGAUUGGAGUGGUGAGAAGCAAUAUGAGUACUUCAGCAUCACUGAGGAGGGUGACGAUUGGGAAGGUGAAACACAGUGCUAUGGCGUCCUCGAAUUUCGACCUCAUGCCGGGAGACGAAGAGUGUUGAAACCAAGGACUUUCGUCAGCCUACAUCAAACAAUGUAUGUCAGUACACGGGAGUACGUCGAGACUGAUUUGGGAUACCUUCCGGGAGACCAAUACAAUCGACUGAUCAUCGCUCUCGACUUUUAUCAAGAGACGCGUAAACAGAUUGCCUAUAUUUACUUCCAGGAACAAUACACGAACCGAGGCGUAAAGCUGCUUGCUGGUGGUGAUGUUGGCCAGCAUGAGAAUGAAGAGGUGUCAGUACAGGAUGGAAGGAUGCGCUACUUUCAACCUGAGAGAGAUGAUCGCACAAUGGUCUGGUCUCUUGGUAAGAAGAAGCAGCCACUCGUUCCUGAAGAAGAAACAAUUACAAGCACUCGCCAUAUACACAUCACUAGAACCAUCACGAACUCUGCCAGCACUAUCUAUGCUGUGCGUAUGGGUUCAUCCACUGUGUACAUGGAGUACCUCCCCGCUACCAUGAUGGCCAAAUCAGUUCCGUGGCAAGCAAUACCCGCAACACAUCUCGAGCUGCGCUCAGAAGCAACCAGUACGAUGCAUAUCAAGGUCACUCAAACUGUAGCUCAGGUCCAAUCCACAAUAUUUGCCAGCAAAAUUGGGACCUCGGUGUCGACCAUCACGAAUGCUCCACAAUCUCUGAUUGAUGAGGCUGCAAAGGAUGCAGCAGAGUUGUCGUCCUCGCAAAUGGCGGCAGCAGUUUCAUCCGCUCAGGCUGAUGCACUGACGCACUCUACUGUUGCAUUGCUAGCAGGCACUGUUUCAUCUGCUGGCACAGCACCAUCAUCCGCUGCCCAAUCGUCCACCCAACCUGAGCCCCCACAAAACACGAACUCGAGCUCUGUAUCGGCAUACACCGCGCCUCUGGCUGCUGGCUCGAAUGAAGGCAGUAGCAGUAGCGAUACGGCGAUACCAAUAGGUCUUGAGCUUCGAUCUAAUGCAGGAGCAACAACGGCUGGUCAACAACAGGCAACAAUGACAGAAGCGCCAGCUACGGUGGUUGCUGUGAUCUUUGGCUCUUCAACAUCAAUCAUGACAUCGGUACCUCCAUCUCUGCUAGCUGGCAUUGCUUCCUCGCAGAUCUCAGCCACAUCAACUAGCGCCGCAUCCACAGCCAUCGACGCCAAUGCGGCUCAAGUCAAAAGCACACAAACGGCUUUGAUCCAAUCUUCUUCUGACAGCGAUGAAGCCACUGUUACCAGCUCAGCUGUAUCCUCCUCGGCGACAACUAAGGGAUGCUUCGGAGAGUGUUCCUCAAGCACAUCAAGUUCACAACAAGUAGUGUCGUCGAUUUCUGCAUCGUCUACCAGCAACAAAGUCUACACCAUUCCCGUCACCAUAAGUAGCGCAACUUCCACUUCCUCUGUCGAUAGCGCUUCUACACCUGCGUCUACAGCAGCAGAUAUUGCCGCCGACAAUGCAGCCGGGGCUUCAGGAGGCGACUCUGGCAGUUUCCAACUCAGUAAAGAGGGCUUUGCAGCAAUCAUCAGUGUCGUCUCCAUUGGUGUUGGUCUAGGCAUCCUUUUCGUGAUCGCAAGACGCCGUCAAUGGAAAGUGCGUCAAUCCAUCGUGCGCGCCUCUCGCCGCAUCACCGGCCGCUUCUCUUCCCAUCCAAACAGAACAGCAUUGCGAUCUGAGAAAGAACCAACCUUGCCAAUCAUCGAACCGCGUCAACCCAUGGGUCCUCGCCCUGCACCGUCCAGUAGACGUCAACAAGGCUUUGCUAACAUUGAUGCUACAUUACACACCAAUUACCGAGGGGUGGAGACUGUAGGAAGAAGUGCAUCUAGAGGGCCAGAGGCAUGGAGAAAAGCAAUGGCCAAGGAGAGAUUGCAGCAGAGUCAAAGUCAGAGGAAGAAACCUGAGUUGAGGGUUGAUACUGGUGUGGCAUCCAGGAUGGAAGAGGGGAGAGGUGUGCAAGGAGGACAAAAGAAAAGAGGGGAUUGGAAGGACCUGUUCAGAGCCUUGUGA